Physeter macrocephalus (sperm whale) is the source of this 3376-nucleotide messenger RNA. RefSeq names its product DnaJ heat shock protein family (Hsp40) member C5 gamma (gene DNAJC5G). NCBI's taxonomy places the organism in Eukaryota, Metazoa, Chordata, Mammalia, Artiodactyla, Physeteridae. The record is from RefSeq and is a predicted model, not a curated record.
UGGAGGACGUGCCAGCUAAAGUGGUUGCAAGUGAUGGGGUUAACCUGGGAGAGCUUCGCGGAGGAGGUGAGGCUUGAACGGAUUAGGCAAGCUGGGCGGCGGGCUGGCUGUUCCGGCGGGGAGAGUGCAGCUUGUGCCAAGGUUUGCGGGCGGCGUGUGCUAAGAGAUCGUACUGCGCCGGGAGCGCUGCGGCACGGAAGAACGAAAGGGUCUGCGCGCGCCCCCGGCGCCGCCUCCACCCACGCCCUGCACGGCGCCCGCGCCAGCCUCUUCUCCACACUCUUCCCGCAAGGCCCAGCCCAUAGUCCACGCGGGGCAAGGGAGCGAGGCCCGUGGCGCAGGGACAGCAGCCCCGGGUGCCCGGGAGGGGGCGCAGACGCCGGCACGUGCCCGCCCCGCCACCGCCACCCGGCGGGGAGCGAGAAGGCAGGACGAGAAAGGGGCGUCGGAGCAGACGGAUAACGGCUGCCCUUCGCCUCACCUCCCUGGCCUUGGAACGUGCUGCCGCCAGAAGUCGAGUGCGCAGCAAGAAUACCAACAGUUUCUUUUGCUUGGAAAUUUAUGCAUGAAAAGCCUGGCAGUGAAACAGACAGCUUGCACCUGUUUCUCAAAGAACCAUCAAGUGGCCCUAUGAAAAUCUUUGCAAAGGGUCCUCUUGAAUUCCAGGUCUGAGGAAGGCAUUCUGCACCUGGACAGGAGCUAGGAAAACUGUGCAGGAGUUAGAAGGACAGCUGAGGGCUGGUGCCCUGUAUGGAACUCUAGUCUUCAUUCAACAUUUACUGAACACUUAUUCCUGCCAUGCGCCCUGCUAUCCUAGCUACGGAUUCCUGGUGAACAAGAUAGACGUGUUCUCUCCCAUCCUGGCUUUAACUUGAUUGCAAGAGAUUUCUAUUCUGCAGAUUUUGGUUACUGAUUUACCCACAUGCUCUUACGCCUUCCUCAGAUACCAAUUUUCCCUAAGAUCAUGGCUCACGUGGACGAAACAGCCCGCCGGUUGUCCAAAACCGGAUCAACCCUCUAUGCAGUGCUGGAGCUUAAGAAGGGUGCUUCACCUGAAGACGUCAAAAAGGCCUACAGCCAUUCCCAUCCUCUCCCACCCUCCUUUGGGUAUUGCUUGGGUAGGAGACUGGCCUUGAAGUAUCAUCCAGACAAGAAUCCAGGGGACCCUCAAGCAGCAGAAAUAUUCAAGGAGAUCAACACAGCCCACUCCGUACUGAGUGACCCUAAGAAGCGGCAAAUUUACGACCGGCAUGGCUCAUUGGGAAUAUAUAUAUACGACCACUUUGGCGAAGAAGGCGUCACAUACUAUUUUACGCUGAAUAGUUGUUGGUUCAAGACGCUUGUCCUCCUGUGUGCUCUGCUUACCUGUUGCUGUUGCUGCUGCUGCUGGUGCUUUUGCUGUGGAACACUUAAGCCACCACCCGAGGAAGCAGCUAAGAAAAAAUAUGAGCCGAAUGUCCAGAAUCAGCCUCCAAGCUCAGGACACAGAGAACAUUUUAGAAGAGGGGAAGAUAAUUCAAGUGAUGAUAAUUAUUAAAAGAUGAAGAAGAGUGAGGUGCCGACCCAGUGAGGGUGCCUUCGGCUGCCCAGUCUGCUGGACUCGGUGAAGAGAAGAGCAAGUUGCCCUGUCCUGACACUGACCCUGAUUUUCCCCUCUACUUGUAAGACUCCCAUCUUCAGAAGCAUCGAUGGCAUCCAUCCCAGUGAGGAUGCCAUCUUUGUCCUUGAUGGUAUAACUGACCCUGGCCAUACAGCGUCACCCAGCUAUUCUUUUUAGCUGCAGUCCCAAUUUUAAUCUGUUAGAGAGCAGCCCUCAUAUCCCUACCCUUGUGAGGUCUUAGGCAGUGAUGACAGUCUCUUCCUGAGCAUUCUUUUUCCUGUGCUUUCCUUGGGAUUUGAGCCAAUGUCAGCUGGUAGGGUCAGCCACUUGCGAUAUCUCCAUCAGGAUCCUGAUAACCAAGCUGGAUGGAUCCUGUCCUGGAGCUGCUACACCAGCUAACCUUCUUUGUUGCAGUUCUGGGUACCAAGAACUCUUAGUGUCAGUCACAUUCCUAAGCGAGUACACCUUUCUGGGGGCUGGUCUCAUCUUCUUCGGUGCCCAUGCCUUUGGCAUUGCCAGCCUCAUUCCAUACCACCAUGAGACAACUCAGGAAAAGUAUCAAUGCAUUUGAGGCUUAGGGGUAGUUAUCCCACCUUUGGAUUCUCCCUGGACUGUGGCUGCCAGCAUAGCACCUCUUAGCAGGGCGCCUGUGGGUUGACUGAAGUUCACACCUCAGUGCCUGCCUGCCUCCGUCUUUUUGACCACAUCUUAUGCAAGCUGAUCACUGUAUGUUUUGUUCUUAAAACUGGGGCAUGGAACGUGUGAUAGGGUGAAGACUGCACUUUUACAGACCCUUUCUCCAUGUGUGCCUCGUCGCACUGUCUGUUUGGUAUCCUCAUCACACCAUUUCCCAUCUACGCGGGGUCAGAGUCUAGUAACUCCUCAAACUUCUCUCUCCUGACAGGGAGAGGGGCUAAGGGAUGUCAGUGAAUAAAAGAGCUUUUGUCCAAUCCCAGUGCAUAUGUUGGGCCCCAAAACGAAAAAUUGUGCCUGGGAUAGAGAAGAAGUAGGAGAAAAAGAUAGAGGACCGGUGUGCACAUCUGAGACCAGCCUGCCUUGGAGAGCAGGAGUCCAGGACAGCUGUGGGGCCGGGGCCGAGGCUUCCCAGAGCCUUGUGAUGAUGACUUUGUCAGUGCUCUAAAAUUUCCCUGGAGACUGAUUCCCCUGGUGCCCGAAAUAGGGCCCUGGCAUUCAGGUCCUUUCUGCCCAGCUCAGCUACUCUCAAUUUCCUAACAAAUUUAAAGUCCUUGGAGUGGCUCCAGUGAUGUGUUCAUGGACCAGAAUCCCACACUUUCUCAGGGGCGUGCUCAUGAGGUAGUUCCAGGCCCUGGCACACCUGCCAGCUCCAGCCUCCUGGGCUUCUUUUCCUCGGGGGAUAUAAGAAAGGUCUGGGCAAAACCAAAAAUGGGUCCAGAAGUGUUGAACCAGAGCCUCUCUCUCAUCUCUGGUGCCCUUGUUCUGAAUCACAGGGUUCAGAGGAAGAGGGCCAAGGUCACUGGCUAAGCCUCGGAGGCAGAAACUUUCACUGACUGUAGGUCUGGCAGGAUCUUUCCUCCCACCCUGAGCCAUGGAUGGUGCCUCUCAUACAGGCCGAUUCAGAUUCUGUGUCACUGCCCUGGAAGAGGGGCCCAGGCCAGAGCAUGGGGGUCAGGGGCUCACAGGAGCCCCCCGAGUAAGAGCCCCUUUGCUGUCCUACCUUCCACCAUAAGCAGUGAAGCUCACCCCGCCUCUUGCUCAAGGGAGUCACCGUUCCUGAGUGAGUCAGGGUCACUCGGU